UAAUGGGAUUAUCCUAUCUGAUGAAAAGCUUAUGGAUAACAUAUCUUAGCAUAUAAAUAGUUAAUGUGAUUCAUCAAACGUUUUCGUUUCUAUAGAACAGCAUAUAUACAUUUCAACAGGAAAAACAAGCGAUGAUUUUUUUUAAUGUUAGAUAAUGGUGUAAAAUAGGACUUUUGCAUAGAAAGUGCACCGGAAAAUGACCUAGAUUUUCACGUGACAUGCUAUAUAACUGCACGCCAUGGUAUACCGAAAGUUCUGUAACUCGUGAUUGUAAGGCCCCGCUUCCCCACACAUGCUUUACACGCGUCACGAGUGCUGGUAUUUCUUUACAGAACGUUUUAACCUUAAACGUUUCAUGUGAUGUUAUUGUACUGUGAGACGUGACGGGUUACCGACGGCUAUAAGUUCGUUAUACAUAAGACGUGAAUUAGUGUAAGAACACAGACAAAAUCACGGACUUUAAAGAACAAGGACCUAACAGGACAGUAACAGCAGCCGAGAUGUCUACCAAUCACGUGGUAUCUAAGUCAAUGCAGCACAGACUGGCUAACGAUCCAAUGCUGGUGCUGAAUAAGAUGGCUUCCCAGAACGGAUCUGUUAACUUGGGUUUGGGAUUUCCUAACUUCCCACCUCCGAACCACAUCACUCAGGCUCUCGCAGACGCAGCAACAGGCGAAAAUCAUAUGUUACACCAUUAUACCAGACCGUAUGGUCAUCCUCGUCUAGUGAAUAUCCUGGCGAGGUUGUACUCGAAUCUCCUGUCAAUCAGUCUGGACCCGCUUGACCACAUAUUGACCACUAUAGGGGCUUUCCAGGGUCUGUCAUCUAUCUGUCAGAGCCUGAUACAUCCGGGAGACGAGGUGAUCCUGUUGGAGCCGUUUUAUUCCCCGUACAGAAACAUGCUGGAAAUGAGAGGUGCUGUACCAGUGUUUGUACCUCUGCGUCCUUACGACGACGGCAGUGGACAGAGCAGUGCUAAUUGGGUGUUCGACAAGGCAGAGCUGCAAAAUGCUGUGACAAACAAAACCAAAGCCAUUUUCCUCAACACGCCUAUGAAUCCACUAGGGAAAGUAUUUGACAGGGAAGAAUUACUGGAGAUAUCGGACCUCUGUAUAAAACAUAACCUAUUGUGUGUGACUGACGAAGUGUAUGAAUGGCUGAUUUACGGCAGAAAGCAGCAUAUACGUAUCGCGAGUUUCCCCAACAUGUGGGAGCGCACCGUUACCCUUGGCAGUGCCGGGAAGAGUUUCAGUGUGACUGGGUGGAAGGUAGGAUGGUGUAUAGGUCCUAAACACCUGAUAAAGGUCCUUCAGAACUAUCAUUUCUCCUCGAUCCGGACCAGCCCAACUAUUUCCCAGGAAGCUGUUGCUGUAGCGUUAGAGAAGGAAAUGCUCGUGCUAAACACGCCAGAGUCCUACUUCUACACGCUGUCUAAGGAUAUGGAGGGGAAAAGGAACAGAAUGUGCAAAUACCUCGAUAACGCUGGCUUCCAGGCCAUAACUCCCGACGGUGGCUACUAUAUCAUAGCAGAUAUAUCAUCUAUACAAGCGCGUUCUGUGGGAAAUGAAGAAAAAACAGACGAGGCGCUGGACUACAGAUUCGCCAAGUGGGCAGUGACAGAAAAGAAACUAUGUGUGCUGCCUAUGUCAAUUUUCUACUCGGAAAACCACCGUCACUUGUGCGAGAAAUAUGUUCGGAUUUGCUUUGUGAAGACCGAUGAAACGCUAGAGAAAGCAAAGGAAAUACUUGACGAUUGGAAGCAAAAUUGAAAAGGCAUUUUGCUGGGAAAUAUUCUGCCAGAAAAUGUUUGCUACUGACUUUACCCAAAUCUCUAUAACAUCACCCAUUCUCUAUGUAGAAGAGUGGUAUUUACAGACAGAUUAGAUUCCUAGUUCAAAGGCAUACAGUGUAUUUAUAGACUGGCCAAAUUGGCAGUAAUAAUCAUUUGGCAUCAUAAGACAGGUGAUGUCUUCAGCAAGUUUACCGAAAUUAUUGCCAUGUAGUAGCUAUAGACAGGAGCAUAUAUUUAUAUGCAAUAAGUUUAUAAAGAAAGGUUUUUGCCGGUCUCCGUUAUUUUAUUUGUUUGAAUUACUAGUAUCUAAAUACACUAAAGGCAGUAAAAUACCCCACUGCGUAGUCUUAUUAUGUGUAAAUACUAUUAUAAAAGCACGUCUUAAUUAAUAUUGCAUCAGGACAAUGCAUUUAAUAUUGAGGAAUAUAGGACGAAAGUACCUAGGAAAACCGUAAAUGGGAAAUACCACACAUGUCCUAUCUGACGUUUUCGAUUUUAGGAGGUAUUGCGAAUAAAGAUAUAUUUCACGAAGACCUCAGUUUAAAUUAAUUAAAUCCAUUUGCAUUACCAAAGAGUGCAAUCGUGGACGUCAGAUGGACCACAUUUUUGUGGUAUUACAAUUAUACAUUUAUAAAAUAUUUUCACAAGCGUUUUGUAUACGUUCUCAAAGUUUCUCAUUAUCCCUUUUUGAUGACCAGUUUGGACCUGCAGAAGUUGAACCGACCAAAAAUAGUGGACAAAACGUCGUCGAGGACGAAUGAGUGACAUCACGUUACCAUAUCGAAUCCAUUCUUGUUUUUUUCUACAGAUGAAUUUCAAUGAAAAUAAUGAGAAUAUUUAAGAAAUGUGACAAACGGAAUCCUGUAUUGUGUAUAAAUUAGAAUAAAAUUAGAAUAACUGUUAUCUUUGUACAUGCCAAGUGGAUACAGAUGAUGUAGUUUCAUCCACGCUUUACGAAUCACGGUAAUCAUUGUAUUUCUUAUUAAUAUUAGUGUUAGACCAACCAAUCUUACAUAUAUUGAUACAGUUUAUCUAUUUAUAUAAUAUUAACUUUGUAGUUAUCAGUUUAUAGUUAAUAAAUAUAUUAAACCGAACAAAUUAUUUAAAAGGAAUGAUUUAUUUAACGAUGAAGCUAAUGUAAACCGAAAACAACUCGAUGCCCUGCAUUGUUGAACUAAUCAAAUAAGAUAUGUAUGUUUUAAAUUAAUUUAUGCUAAAGUCUUCUUCAGGACAAUAAUAUGAAUACAACUAUUGACAUUUUAAAAAGUUUAAGUGGAUGAUAGCGUUUGCAGGUAAGAUAUUGCGACAAUAUGUGUGAGCGUGAAUUUGAACAUUAUAGCAUUGUCCUCAAGCCGGACAGAUUAUUAAUACUUUCAUCACUAUUGCGUGCAAUUUGUGGAACAGUUAGCUCCUUGUAUUAACUAAAUGAUCCGGGCACUUCGCUCUCUGAUUAUGUAUAAAUCAACUAGUCUGUUUUUCGAAGUAAUGAAACAUGAACGGCUAGAAAUUCAGAACCGAAAUGGACGAUUUCGAAAACAAUUUCUGAAAUAAAUAUUUGCCUUGUUGGUUUCAUGAUAAUGUUUGUUAUGAAAAAUGAAAAGUAGUAAUUAAAAGACGACUUGCAAGCAGUGUUCGAAUCAUUAAUACUCACAGCAGAAUGGUGGUGUCAAACUUUUAACUGAAGAUUGUGUUUACCGAAAUAAAUAAAAAAAAAAAGACGUCAAUACGACAUUUAUCACUAGGGUUUUCGAAAACGUCUAUUAGUAGAUAAGGCAGUAUUCAUCAAUGCAACUCAAUAUAGACAAUCAAUAAAUGUAAUCUUUUUGAGCCCACAUUAUAUUGAUUAUGUAUUUCGUGGUCCAGAUUGUUCAUACUUGAAAUUAAUUUGUUAAUUUUGCCGAGCCAAUAUAACUAGUCGAGAUCCUCCCUCUUAAUUGUCGACACUCAUUUCUGAGGUAAUAUUUGCAAGUCCAAGAUUUCAUGCAAUUUUCAAUCUUUCGGUGUAACCAUAUAGAAUGGCCAAAGAGCAAGCAGCGAGAUAAGCCGACUAUUUCAGAUAAUAAACUAUGAUCGCACGUGUUUAAGGCUGAUGAGGAUUUUUGUAUAUAAAUAUAUUUUUAUUAUAAGAAUGUUUUAAAUAAUAGCAAAUUGAUUAAUUUCUAUACUAAAAAUAUCAUUUUUUAAAUU
This is a messenger RNA of Mizuhopecten yessoensis (Yesso scallop), 3979 nucleotides long. RefSeq names its product kynurenine--oxoglutarate transaminase 3-like. The transcript has 13 exons. The coding region runs from base 501 to 1769 and encodes 422 amino acids. Gene Ontology annotation, cellular component: cytoplasm; mitochondrion. Gene Ontology annotation, biological process: biosynthetic process. Lineage: Eukaryota; Metazoa; Mollusca; Bivalvia; Pectinida; Pectinidae. Gene Ontology annotation, molecular function: pyridoxal phosphate binding; L-kynurenine:2-oxoglutarate transaminase activity. The record is from RefSeq and is a predicted model, not a curated record.